This is a messenger RNA of Peronospora matthiolae, 2628 nucleotides long. NCBI's taxonomy places the organism in Eukaryota, Oomycota, Peronosporomycetes, Peronosporales, Peronosporaceae. The record is from the annotation of a GenBank genome assembly.
AUGGACGCCUCCUCCCUCCGCAUCUCCAAGUUCGAUGGAACUAACUUCCACGCCUGGAAGUUCAAGAUGCAGAUGGUGCUGGAGGAACGGGACCUAUGGGAGGUCGUCAGCGGUGAGAUCAAGGCGGAACAGUGCGAGACUCAGUUGGACCAAGCGACGUACAAGAGGAAGUCAAGAAAGGCGAUGGCAGUGAUCUGUCUAGCCAUGGAAGAUUCCCAGCUACCGUUGGUCCGGUCGGCAAGUGUUGCAUGCGACGCAUGGUCAAGGUUGGAAGACCACUUCGAGAAGAAGAGUCUUGCCAACAAGCUGUUCUUGCGCCGUCGCUUCUUCACGACAAUGAUGGAAGAAGGCGACGAUGUGCUCGAACACAUCAACAAGCUCAAGACGCUGGCGGAACAGCUAGAAGCGGUGGGGGCUCCAGUCUGCGAGGACGAUCUGGUGAUCACACUUCUCGGCAGCCUGAGUGACUCGUAUCAAUUCUUGAUCACAGCUUUGGAGUCGCGCUCAGACACUCUUAGCUGGGAGCUCGUGACGUCUCGACUGCUUCAUGAAGAAAUGAAGCGGAAGGAGCAAGGAAGUAAAGGUGAUGAAGCUUCGCAAGGUCAAGCGUUCAUCACAAGGGACAAUCAGCGCAAAGGGCGACCAGUGAAGAAGUCCUGGCCGUGCCACAAUUGCGGAAAGAUUGGUCACUGGAUGGCGGAGUGCCCCUCGCGCAUCCAAGAAAACACGGAGAGACACCGGCCACAGCGUGCUCAAGACAGCGGCGACCGCUAUCGAUCACAACGUGCAAACGUCGCUCAAGAAGAAGACUCGGGCGACUACCUCUUUUCGAUCGGUGAAACGACAUCUGCGAAAUCGAGCGACAUCUGGCUGGUCGACUCCGGGGCGACGCAGCACAUGACGUGCUCCAAGAAGUUCAUGCGGAACUACAAGGGGUUUGACGCUGUGGAUGUCCAUCUCGCGGAUGAUGGAAUCGUCCAAGCAAUCGGCAGUGGGGACAUUGUCAUGUCGAUGAAGACACCCCAAGGGAUGAAGAAAGGUGUGUUCACAAACGUGUGGCACAUCCCAAAGUUAUCCAGAAACCUGUUCUCGGUCGGCCGCUUCACCAAGGAUGUCGGCCCAGUGACGUUCACGAAGGAUGGGUGCUAUGGAGAAGCGAAAGGGACCAAGUGGAAAAUUGGUGCCCGUGAAGGUAAAGGACUGUUCAAGCUGCAAAUGACUCCAGUGGCGCCGGAACAAGCAAAUGCAGCCAAGUCGUCGGGAUGUCAAGGGGGCACCAAGUCGUACCUCUGGCACCUUCGGCUUGGCCACAUAGGUCACGAUGGACUUAAUUGCAUCGUGACGAAGAACAUUGGAAUUGGCAUCGACAUAUCUUCGGUGAAGAAGUGGGACGUGUGUGAAGGUUGUGCUCUGGGAAAACAGACUCGAGUGCGCUUCCAAUCAAACACUACAGCUCGCACCUCCAAACUCCUCGAAGUGAUUCACAGCGACGUAUGCGGACCGAUGUCGAUGGCAACUUUCAGUGGAAAACGGUACUUCGUGACAUUCAUUGAUGACAAGUCAAGAUACUGUGUCGUCUAUCUGCUCAAGAGCAAAUCUGAAGUUGCGGCGAAGUUCAUGGAAUACGCUGCGAUGGCCGAAAUGCAAACCGGAAAGCGCGUGAAGUACCUUCAAAGCGACAAUGGGGGUGAAUACAAGUCCGACAAGCUGGCACGAUUCUGCGCGGAACGGGGAAUACAACAAAGGUUCACAACCCCAUAUACUCCUCAGCUAAACGGAGUAGCUGAGAGAAUGAAUCGCACGCUGGUCGAGUGUGCGCGUUGCAUGAUGGAACACGCUGGACUGGGAAAGAGCUACUGGGGUGAAGCAGUGAUGACGGCGAUGUUUCUUCGAAACCGCUGUCCAACACGUGCCAUUCACCAAGACAAGUCUCCAUAUCAAGUGUGGACGAUGAAGAAACCGAUUCUGGCCAACCUUAAAGUGUUUGGAUGCCACGCGUAUGUUCAAGUGCCUCAAGACAAACGCGCGAAGUUCGACUCCAAGUCAUCACUCUGUCGUUUCCUGGGAUACGCCGAACACCAGAAGUCAUAUCGAUUUGAGGAAGUGUCAACAGGAGCGAUCAAGAUCAGUCGCGAUGCCACAUUCAUGGAAGACAAGUUUGAUGAAGGUCCGCGCAACUACAACGAUGAGUCAAGUGUCGUUGAGUUUGAUGAUCAUGAUGAGGACGAAGAAAAAGAAGAAGGUAAAACUGACGACGACAUGGACUCGAGCGACGAUGACAACGAAGACACCAGGUCUUCGAAGAGCAACAUCAAGAGACACACGCGCACUCAAUCACUUGAGAAAGCUACCGUCAUUCCAAGUCCCAAGCGAAGAACAUACAGAGGUCCGUCGCUUGAGCAUGUGUCAGCGGCUGCAAUGGAUUUUGAAGCAGCCUACAUCGUUGAUUCAGUGGGGGAAACGCCGACUACAUUCAAGUCGGCGAUGGAAUCAAGCGACUCCGGCAAGUGGAAAGAAGCGUGUGACUCGGAGUUCGAUUCGCUUCAGAGAAACGACACGUGGGAAAUCGUGCCUCUUCCGAAAGGUCGCAAGGCCAUCGGGUGCCGAUGGGUUUUUCGUGUAAAGUAG